Messenger RNA from Camelina sativa (false flax), 994 nucleotides. The record is from RefSeq and is a predicted model, not a curated record. NCBI's taxonomy places the organism in Eukaryota, Viridiplantae, Streptophyta, Magnoliopsida, Brassicales, Brassicaceae.
GAGGAUUGUGAUUAUAUUGGGUCUGAUCUUAGAUCGGCUGUGAUCUGCAGGGAUGCUUUAGGAUUUUGGAGUUUUCUCACUAAUCUUGUGCGGCAGUGGAUUUGCGGGGAGUCACUUUCUUUGUUGAUUGAGGAUUAUGGUUUAGCUUCUUUGGGAUCCGGGAAUCAGUGGGAGGUGAUCGUAUCUCUGAUUGAUUGGAUAUUAAUAGUUGGGUUCUUCCGAUUCUUGCUUUCUUUCUUUGGUUUUGUUCUAGAGGCUAUUCAGAGUUUUGGGUAUCUUUGGCUGCGACUGCGUUUGAUUUUGAGAUUUGAAAUGGGUAACCAGAGAUUCAAGAGGUUGUUGAUGGGUAUCGGCACGGGAUUUUGCCUAUCGUAUAUGUUAAGGGUCGCAUCUCAGGAUUUGGGAAUCGCAUACAUCCUCGGGGAAGAUAUUCAUUAUUUGGGAAUCCUACAGAUAUAUCUUCCAUAUUUGGUUUAUCUGAUCCGAUUGAUUUGCUGGUGGUUGUGUCUUUAUAAAGACUUUAUGGGAAUCAUUGAGUUGAGGCAUCACUUUCUCGGUUCUCUUUCUUUCAUUUUUCUAUCGGUUCUUUUUUCUCAGAUUAUUGAAUGUUUGAGGGAGUGUUCUUGGGUAGCGAUGUCACGACCUCCUCCUCAAGGCCAGGAUCUUGAGGUGACCGGUACUAUCCGGAAAGCCCAGGAAGGGGUAAAGGGUGGUCACGGUGGGGCCAAGCCACCAAAGCCAAAUAUUGUUUGAUGAAUAUAUUAAGUUGGAAUUGUCAGGUCUCGGAAAUAAGGUCACUAUUGAGAAUCUUAGAGAUUUAUGGAAUAAACAUAUGCCAGAUUUUUUUAUUUCUUAUGGAAACAAAACAAUCUUUUUCUCAUUUGAAAAAAUUUAUAGGUGAUUUUGGCUAUAAUAAUUUAAUAACAGUAGAUCCUGUGGGUUGUAAACGGGGAUUUGAUUCUGUUUUAUAAUAAAGAGAUUUUUAAUGUUUCAA